This is a messenger RNA of Hevea brasiliensis (rubber tree), 914 nucleotides long. Its product is annotated as protein CURVATURE THYLAKOID 1B, chloroplastic. The coding region runs from base 179 to 715 and encodes 178 amino acids. Gene Ontology annotation, cellular component: thylakoid; chloroplast thylakoid membrane. NCBI's taxonomy places the organism in Eukaryota, Viridiplantae, Streptophyta, Magnoliopsida, Malpighiales, Euphorbiaceae. The transcript is spliced from 6 exons. The record is from RefSeq and is a predicted model, not a curated record.
AAGCUCCCAUCUCCACAUCCCCAAUCAAAAUUAUCAAACACCUUCAACUAAACCCAGAAAAAUUAGGAAAAACAAAACUAAUAAAUAAAAAAAUCCCUAUAUUUUAACGUUUCUGCAUUUGCUCUCUUUAGAAUUAGAGGUCACUACAAUAAUAUAACCUGUAGGAUUCACUUCAACCAUGGCCUUAACUUCUUCCUCAACCUUAUCAAUCUCCUCUUCAUCAAGCCUUGUUGACGCCAAGGCUCUUCGCCAAUUAGCUGCUGCAUCACCACAAUGUGUGACUCUCCCCAUCCUUCCUCUUCCUCCUGCUCAGUCUCAGAACCGCCCCUGGAAGACCACUGCUUAUUGUCGUAAGAUAGCCCGGAAUGUUAUGGCUAUGGCUACAGGAGAGGCUAUUGCUACACGAGAAGCUCCAGCUGAGGUUGCUACAACUGAGCUGCCAGAGAUUGUCAAGACAAUUCAGGAAGCUUGGGAUAAGGUUGAAGACAAGUAUGCCGUGUCUUCACUGGCAGUGGCAGCUGUAGUUGCCGUUUGGGGCUCCACUGGGAUGAUCUCGGCAAUUGACAAGCUUCCUUUGAUUCCUGGGUUGCUUGAGAUUGUUGGCAUUGGUUACAGUGGAUGGUUUGCAUACAAGAACCUUAUUUUCAAACCUGAGAGGGAAGCUUUGGUAGCGAAAAUAAAAGCCACAUACAGCGAAAUAAUUGGGAGCAGCUGAAAAGGGAAUCAAUCCUGUGCUGCAGUGAGGUGAAGUCAUUAAGUUCUGAAGCAAACAUUUUGCAGGAUUGCGCACAAGGAAUUAAACAUGCUUCAUUUGGUUUGCAUAGUUUUCUAACCAGAGUGAAUCCAUGUAAUAAUGAAUGUUUCUCUUUAUGACACAUCAAUUAAAUAUUUAGUUUCUCCACAUUUUAACGUUA